AUGGCAUUGAAAGAAGCAAAGCUAAGUUGCCCCAAAACAAAGGAAGAAAUAAAUUGGAUACAAGAUGAACAAAUGGGUACAAGAAAAAUGUGCCUUCUUCAUAUCUUGGAUCAGCCCAUUUCAAAUAACUGGCCAAAGCCCAUGAGAACAUACAAAUACUUCUGUCAUGAGGCAAUCAAUUCAGAUUGUUCUUCAAACCUUUGUCGUGAAAACUAUCACACUCAUCCUAACAAUUCUGAGAAAAAAACUGAGGCUGAAGAAGAUUGUUCUAAGCAUUCCAAAGAUGCAGAGUUCAAAAGGGAAACAUUUGAGGAAGGUAAUGAUGCUAUUCAACUCAAACAAGAGUGUAGUCAUCAAAAUGAUUCAAAUGGUUCUGAACCCGAAGCGAAGUACACUGGGGAUUGUUCUGAAACAGUUAAUAUAACUGACUAUAUUGGAAACUUUGGCCUUGAAGAAAAGGAGAGAAUGAGGUUGGUUUUCAAAUUCCAAUAUCAAACUUGGAACUGUAGUGAAACCUCUGAUUUUGUGAACACUGAUAGUGAUAAGGCUCCUGAAAGCACCAACAAGCAGGAUUUCAUCCCAGGGAAGAGUUUCAACAGCUUCUUGGAUGAACCAUGCGAUCAUUCAAAACAAUUUUCUUUGGAAAAUGAUUCUGCUGAUGAAUCUGAAUGGAGCUUUGGACCAGAAAGUUGUGUGGAUCAAGUAGUGAGGCCCCAGACUGGGCCUUCUGUAGAACAGCCUGACGAACAUCAAGUGAAGAAUCUGAAUGCCAAUGUGUUUGUUGAAGAAAUUUCAGCUGUUGAUAGUGUCUUUUCUGAAGAUGAUAGCAUUUGUGUAAGCUUUGACUUAGAUUCUAUAACCAGUCCUGUAGGAGGUGAAUUCUUGUCAGAUACAGAUUUUGGAACCACUAUUAAGCUUAACACUUCAGGAAACCAUGAUGAAGAAAAUGCAGUGUUAGCAAAAGAAUAUUUGGAUUUAGAUGGUGAAACAAGAUCAGAGAGUUUUGAUAUUCAACUUAAAGACAUGACGAGAGGGACAAGAAAAUUGGAAGAAGAGACAAGAAUGCAACAAGAUUCAGAUGUUAUUGAGAACAUAAAGUUCAAAGGGCAUUGUUUUCAAGAUAGGCCUGACAUGAACUUGGAUGGUUCAAUAGGUUCAGAUCUUGAGGAUUCCUUUGAUGCACAAUGGGAACAUCAAGAACUGAUAGAACAGCUCAAGAUUGAACUGAACAAGCUCAGAGCUACUGGUUUGCCUACCACCUUUGAGACACAAGGGAUAAUGAAAGACAUGAAGCCAUGGGAAAUUGAUGAUAAUUUCAAGUAUGGCAGUACCAUAAAUGAUCUCACAAAAGUAUACAAGAGUUACUUAGAAAAAAUGAGAAAAUUUGAUAUCUUAAAUUACCAAAAACUGUUUGCUAUUGGUGCCCUGAAGACCAAGGACCUUAUGCUAUCAUUGUCAAGUCGUGAGAACUCUUCUCCAGUUAUCACAUCCUUCCUUCCACACUUCUUUGGCCACAGCAGACAAAAGAAAAUUGAAUCUGACCCAUUAAAGAAGUUCAGGAGAGAAUUUUACAGUGACUUGGAAAUGGUUUAUGUGGGACAAAUGUGUCUUUCUUGGGAAUUCCUUCGGUGGGAGUAUGACAAGGCCUUGCAGUUAUGGAAAUCUGAUCAAUAUAGGUUUCAGAGUUACAAUGAAGUAGCUGAGGAGUUCCAACAAUUUCAAGUGCUUCUGCUAAGAUUUGUGGAGAAUGAAUGUUUCCAAGGUCCAAGAGUUGAGUACUAUGCCAGGAGCCGUUGUGCUAUGCAAAAUCUUCUUCAAAUUCCAGUUUUAAGAGAGGACAACACCAAAGACGAAGAGAUAUUAAAGACAGCAAGAGAUGUAGAUAAAAGUGAAAUCACAAGUGACAUGCUAGUGGAGAUUUUGGAAGAAUCAAUCAAGAUAUUUUGGAAUUUCAUCAAAGCUGAUAAAGAUGCAUCUAGCUUGGCUCAUAGAGGUUCAAGAGAAACUCAAGUAAAACUUCAAGACCCUGCAGAUACAGAAUUUCUUAGGGAGAUUCAAGCAGAACUUCAGAAGAAGGAAAGGAGACUAAAUGAAUUUUUAAAGAGCAGAAGUAGCAUAUUGAAAAAGUUUCAAAAGCAUGAGGAAGACAGUAGAGAUCAUUUUGCUUACUUUUUAACUCACCUGGAGAUAAAAUUGGUUUGGAGAGUGUUAAACAUGUCGAAAAUAACAAAGGAUCAACUAGCAUGGUGUAGUAAUAAAGUAAACAAUAUCAAUAUUGUAAACAAAAGGAUACAUAUAGAACCAUCUUUCUCACUUUUUCCUUGUUAG
This is a messenger RNA of Sphenostylis stenocarpa, 2328 nucleotides long. The record is from the annotation of a GenBank genome assembly. Lineage: Eukaryota; Viridiplantae; Streptophyta; Magnoliopsida; Fabales; Fabaceae.